This is a messenger RNA of Punctularia strigosozonata HHB-11173 SS5, 1626 nucleotides long. RefSeq lists its product as uncharacterized. Gene Ontology annotation, biological process: intracellular mRNA localization. Bases 1 to 1626 code for a protein of 541 amino acids. Gene Ontology annotation, cellular component: endoplasmic reticulum; ribonucleoprotein complex; nuclear outer membrane-endoplasmic reticulum membrane network. The transcript has 4 exons. NCBI's taxonomy places the organism in Eukaryota, Fungi, Basidiomycota, Agaricomycetes, Corticiales, Punctulariaceae. The record is from RefSeq and is a predicted model, not a curated record. Gene Ontology annotation, molecular function: mRNA binding.
AUGGCCCCAAAGACCCCUACUGCUAAUGGUAGCUCUUCUAAGAGCAAGGGUUCCAAGCCUGCUACGAACGGUUCGGCAACUCCCACCACCGAAGAGGUAGCAGACAGCUUCAAGUUUACCGCUCCGGCUACUAGCAACAGGCCAGACAAGGCGGUUUAUGAUGCCGAGCAGGAGAAACUCAAGAAGGAGAUUGAAAGUCUGCAGACCAAACUCGCUGCAGUGAAGGAGAAAAUUGCUCUUGCUGGCAAGGGGGGUGCGGGAGAUGAUCGGAGGACAAAGCUCCGCGCAGAGCUGGACGAAAUCCGGGGCCAACAGGCGAAUGGGAAGACCUCUCGCGGCAAGAUCCACGACCAGCUCAAUGUUUUGAAUGAGAGCAUCCAGAAGAAGAUCAAGGAUCUGAACGCUGCGAAGUCUCGAACUCCCUUCAAGACCGUCGCUGAGGUGGACGCACACAUCAAGAAUCUCGAAGCACGCGUUGAAUCUGGAUCUAUGAAAAUUACUGAGGAGAAAAAGGCUAUCCAAGAAAUUUCGCAAAGCAAGCGUGCCCGGAAAACGGUUGAAAGCUUCCAGCAAGAGCAAGAGGCCAUCGAUGCCUCUCGUGCAGCAGCGGACGAAUUGCGCAAGCAGCUAGACGAUCCGGAGGUGGCAGCCAUAUCGCAGCGUUACGCCAGUAUUAAAGCACAAUUGGAAGAGCUCAAGAAGGAGGCGGAUGAUGCUUAUUCCAAUAGGAACAAGCUCUUCGACGAGCGCAACGCACUGCAGGCCGAGCUUGACGUUCUUCACAAUCAACGUCGCGAAUCUACUAAGCAGUAUCGAGAAGCCAACGACCGGUUCUACGCUAAGCUGGCUGAAGAUCGUGCCCGUCGUGCUGAGCGAGCCCGCGCCGAGCGGGCGGCCCAUGAAGAGGAGAAGAAGAAGGCGUUGGCGGAAAAGCUACGCGAGGAGGCAUCAAUACCAGCAUACCAGGCUGAGAUCGAGGAUUGCCAAACUCUCAUCGACCAAUUCUCUGGUAAAGCUAGCAGCGGCACCCUCUCCACGUCUACACCUUCUUCCGGUGUAAAAUCCGACAUUGCCGGCGUCCCUAAACUGGAAAUUCGGCAAGUGGAGGCUCCUACGGAAGGGCUGGUGGUGCGGAAGAAGAAGGGCGAGGAUGAAGAGGCGUAUUUCCAAGGGAAAGGUAAAAGGGGUAAGAAGGGUGCAAAAACUGCUACACCCACCACUGAGGCGCCCGCGACCGGCAAACUCAACGUUCCGAUGCCCACUCUCCACGCUCUCUUCGCUCUCGCGAUACCGCCUCCCACGUCUCCCGACGAGGUGCCUCGCGUUAUCAAGGACCUGAAGACGAAGAAAGCCUGGUUCGAAGCAAACCAGGCCCGAGUCACCACCGAGAACAUCGCCAAGGCGGAGGCAGAAGUACGGCGCCUUCUUGGCACGAAGGCUGAGACGGAAGGGGUAAUCAUUGUUGAUGGGGAGCUUGUCCCUCCAGCUGGUAAUGGAGAAAAACCUGCGGAACCUGCGCCUACACCGAGCGUAGCCGAUACAAAGUCCACCGCCGUCCCCGGUUCGGAGGUGGCCGACAAGCUGGAGAAUGUACAGGAGCAAGAGGUCGACGGCUCAGAGCGAUGA